UUAGAAUGGAAUGGGGAUCUGCUCCGGUGUGAGCAGGAGACGCAGGACCCUACAAAACUUCUCAACAACAAGCCACCUAGGAGCAGGAAGACCAAGUGGCCUCGCAGCAUCCCCUAAGAUCGUUGCCUCCUCCUGUGGGGCUUCAGAAAGAAGGAUCGAGUGGAGAAGGCUUGCAGAGAAGUUGAUGCUUGAAGGAUCUGUGCAGCUGAGGGAUGGGAGAAAUGCAAAUGUGAUGUCCUAGACAGCUUUGGCACACAAAGGGUGGCAGCUAGACCUCAAAGCCAGGAGUUCUUGGCUGUUUGCAUGAGCUUCUUGAAGCUGUCUUCCUCCUUGGCUGAUGAACUCACGAUCUACACAAGAAGUUGGGUCCUCCUGGGAGCUGUGUGAGAUCUGAAGCCUCCUUGCUGAGAGUUUUUUGGGGGGGAUUAUUUCUUGAUGAAAACAACUCUUCCUCUAAAUCAAGUCAGAUUUUUAGUAUUUUUUGGAGUUGUGCGCUUGGGAAGUUACCCUUUAACUGCUGAGGAGCCCUCCUAUGCUCACCACACUGGGAUUUUUUUCAUUUUAUUUUUAUAAAAAAAAGCUUGCUUAUAUUAAGCUAACUGGAUUUACAAUUCUUGCACAAGGAAUUAUUGGGUUUAUAAACCACAUUUUUGGGGCUUUCCUUGGUAUGAGAUUAAUAUCUGAGAGUACUGGACUACAAUGAUUGCAGCAUUUGCUUGCUUUUGCCUGCUGUGUGGAUCAAUAUGCAUGUCCUCAGGCUCACGUCUUCGCCAAGAAGAUUUCCCGCCUCGUAUUGUGGAACAUCCGUCAGAUCUUAUAGUCUCAAAAGGUGAACCUGCGACACUAAACUGUAAGGCAGAAGGCCGUCCAGCUCCAUCAAUUGAGUGGUAUAAAGGAGGUGAAAGGGUGGAAACUGAUAAAGAUGACCCACGCUCUCAUCGAAUGUUACUGCCGACUGGAUCUCUAUUUUUUUUACGCAUUGUCCAUGGACGCAAAAGCAGACCGGAUGAAGGGGUCUAUGUCUGUGUUGCACGGAAUUACUUGGGAGAAGCAGUCAGCCACAAUGCGUCUCUUGAAGUAGCCAUUCUGAGAGACGACUUCAGACAGAACCCUUCAGAUGUCAUGGUGGCUGUUGGAGAACCUGCCGUGAUGGAAUGCCAACCUCCUCGAGGUCACCCAGAACCCACAAUAUCUUGGAGGAAAGAUGGGACAUCAAUAGAUGACAGAGAUGAGCGAAUCACGAUACGAGGUGGAAAACUUAUGAUCACCUAUACAAGAAAAAGUGAUGCAGGGAAAUAUGUUUGUGUCGGUACAAAUAUGGUGGGUGAACGGGAAAGUGAAGUAGCAGAACUAACAGUAUUAGAAAGACCAUCCUUCGUAAGGAGGCCAAGUAACAUGGCAGUCACAGUAGAUGACAGUGUUGAGUUUAAAUGUGAAGCUCGAGGUGAUCCCGUUCCUACUGUUCGUUGGAGGAAAGAUGAUGGUGAUCUUCCAAAAACAAGGUAUGAAAUCAGGGAUGACCACACACUCAGGAUUCGCAAAGUAAUAGCUGGGGAUAUGGGAACGUACACGUGCAUCGCAGAAAACAUGGUUGGCAAAACAGAAGCAUCAGCUAUCCUCACUGUCCAAGUUGUUUCUGAACCUCCAAACUUUGUGGUGAAGCCACGUGAUCAGGUGGUCGCUUUGGGACGUACAGUCACAUUUCAAUGCGAAGCAACAGGAAAUCCUCAACCAGCUAUCUUUUGGCAGAAGGAGGGCAGCCAGAACCUGCUCUUUUCCUACCAACCUCCUCAGUUAUCCAGCCGCUUCUCAGUGUCUCAAACCGGUGACCUCACGAUCAUUAAUGUCCAGAAAUCUGACGUUGGCUAUUAUAUCUGCCAGACUCUAAAUGUGGCGGGCAGCAUUACAACAAAGGCUUAUUUAGAGGUUACUGAUGUGGUCGCUGACCGUCCCCCGCCAGUCAUCCGACAAGGUCCUCAGAAUCAAACAGUAGCGGUCGAUGGCACUUUACUCUUAAACUGUGUAGCUACAGGAAAUCCAGUUCCCACAAUUCUUUGGAGGAAGGAUGGCAACCUUAUCAACACCCAGGAGUCUCGGACCAAGCAGCUGGACGCGGGAGCCCUGCAGAUCAGAUAUGCCAAGCUAAGUGACACGGGCCGGUAUACCUGCACAGUAUCCACGCCGAGCGGAGAAGCCAGCUGGACCGCAUACAUCGAAGUCCAAGAAUUCGGAGUUCCCGUACAACCUCCACGAGCCACAGAUCCUAAUCUUAUCCCAAGCGCUCCUUUAAAGCCUGAAGUCACCGAUGUCAGCAAGAAUACAGUGACCUUAUCCUGGCAGCCAAACCUGAAUUCUGGUGCAACUCCGACAUCGUACAUCAUAGAAGCCUUCAGCCAUGCUUCUGGGAGUAGUUGGCACACGGUGGCCGAAAAUGUCAAGACUGAAUCUUUUGCUGUCAAGGGCCUGAGACCCAACGCAAUCUACCUCUUCCUGGUGAGAGCAGCUAAUGCAUAUGGACUGAGCGACCCAAGUCAGAUAUCCGACCCUGUAAAGACACAAGAUGUUCCUCCUACAAGUCAAGGCGUAGAUCACAAACAAGUCCAGAGAGAAUUGGGGGAUGUGGUUCUGCACCUUCAUAAUCCAACCAUCCUCUCGUCCUCUUCAAUUGAAGUACAUUGGACAGUUGACCAACAGUCUCAGUACAUUCAGGGCUACAAGAUCCUCUACAGGCCGAGUCCAGAGAAUCGCCUGGAAUCUGCUUGGUCCAUAUUUGAAGUCCGAACUCCAGCAAAAAACAGUGCAGUGAUCCCUGAGCUUAAAAAAGGGGUGAACUAUGAAAUCAAAGCCCGGCCUUUCUUUAACGAGUUCCAAGGAGCUGACAGUGAAGUGCGUUUUGCCAAGACCCUGGAAGAAGCACCCAGCGCCCCACCUCAGAGUGUCACUAUUACCAAAAAUGAUGGCAAUGGGACUGCAAUUAUAGUCGCCUGGCAACCACCUCCUGAAGAAAACCAAAACGGUUUGGUCCAAGAAUACAAGGUUUGGUGUCUUGGGAAUGAAAGCCGAUAUCAUAUUAACAAGACAGUGGAUGGCUCCUCUCUCUCUGUGGUCAUCCCAUAUCUAGUACCAGGCAUCAAGUACAGUGUGGAGGUGGCAGCGAGCACUGGAGCUGGGCCGGGGGUGAAAAGUGAGCCACAGUUGAUCCAGUUGGAUUCCUUUGGAAACCCCGUGCCUCCUGGUGACCAAGUAAGCCUUGCCCAGCAGAUAUCAGAUGUGGUCAAGCAACCAGCCUUCAUUGCAGGGAUUGGUGCUGCCUGCUGGAUCAUCCUGAUGGUGUUUAGCAUCUGGUUGUACCGUCAUCGCAAGAAACGCAGCGGACUUACCAGCACCUAUGCUGGCAUCAGGAAAGUCCCGUCUUUUACCUUCACGCCAACAGUGGCAUACCAGCGAGGCGGGGAAGCUGUAAGCAGUGCGGGAAGGCCCGGUCUCUUAAAUAUUUCAGAGCCUGCGACUCAGCCUUGGCUUGCAGAUACCUGGCCAAACACAGGUAGCAAUCACAAUGAAUGUCCUAUUAACUGCUGCACAUCUGGGAAUGGAAGCAGUGACAACAAUCUGGCUACUUAUAGCCGACCCGCUGAUUGCAUAGCGAACUACAACAACCAGUUGGACAACAAACAGACGAACCUGAUGGUACCCGAGUCUGGAGUUUACAGUGAUGUGGAUUUAAGCAACAAAAUCAAUGAGAUGAAAACCUUCAAUAGCCCAAAUCUUAAGGAUGGUCGAUUUGUCACGGCGGCCGGCCAACCCACCCCUUACGCCACCACUCAGCUUAUCCAGUCCAGUAUCAGCAACAACAUCAACUCGUCUAGCGUGGACGUGGAUGAGAAGCACUGGAAGCCGUCUGCUCAGCACAAACCAGAUGUCGCCCCCAUGCAGUACAACAUCAUGGAGCAAAAUAAAAUCAACAAAGACUAUCGUGCUGCAGAUACUAUGCCGGCUACUAUCCCUUACAACCAGUCCCAUGAUCAGAACACGGGUGGAUCAUAUAACAGUUCAGAUCGAGGAAGUAGCACAUCAGGGAGUCAAGGUCAUAAAAAGGGAACUCGAGCUCCAAAAGGAUCUAAGCAGGCUGGUAUGAACUGGGCUGAUCUUUUGCCACCACCACCGACUCAUCCACCACCACAUGGAGCCAGUGAAGACUAUACCCUGUCAGCAGAUCACGGGUAUGACAGAGAUCUACCAUGUCCAAUGCCACCAACAAGAAUGUAUCUCCAGCAAGAUGAGUUGGAAGAAGAAGAUGAACGAGGUCCUACACCACCAAUACGAGGAGCUGCUUCGUCUCCAGCUGCUGUUUCCUAUAGUCACCAGUCCACAGCUACUCUUACUCCAUCACCUCAAGAGGAGCUUCAGCCAAUGCUUCAGGACUGUCAGGAGGAUGUAGUUCUAGCUCCGCAUCAGCUUGAGAGAAGACGACAUCAGAUAAGUCCUCCUCCUCCACCCAGACCCAUAUCUCCACCUCAUACAUAUGGGUACAUUUCUGGACCAAUAGUGUCCGAUAUGGAUACAGAUGUCCCAGAAGAAGAAGGGGAUGAAAUGGAUAUGGAGGUGACAAAGAUGCAAAGCCGCAGACUUCUGUUACGCGGCUUAGGGCAAACACCCGCCUCUAGCGUUGGAGACCUAGAAAGUUCUGUCACCGGCUCAAUGAUCAAUGGAUGGGGUUCUGCCUCCGAGGAGGACAAUGUCUCUAGCGGGAGGUCUAGUGUCAGCUCUUCGGACGGCUCGUUUUUCACAGAUGCUGAUUUUGCACAGGCUGUUGCAGCUGCUGCAGAAUAUGCAGGACUGAAAGUAGCAAGACACCAAAUGCAAGAAGCAGCAGGUGGACGAAGACAUUUCCACUGUCCCAGACCUACAAGCCCGGUGUCGACGGAUAGUAGCAUGAGCGCUGCCAUCAUGCAGAAAAGCCGCCCAGCCAAAAGACAGAAACACCAGCAAGGACAUUUACGGAAAGAUGUCUACACAGAUGAUUUACCACCUCCACCAUUGCCACCUCCCGCAAUUAAAUCCCCAACUGGACCAUCCAAAGCACAACUAGACAUGCGUUCUGGCAUGCCACAAAAGUAUACAACUGCCGAUCAAAGAUUAGAUAGACUGGCAGAGAGAAAAGGGGUCAACUACAGAGGAAGAGAUGGAGGGGAUGGCAGACAGCAUGCAGAGGUCCGGACAAAUUCAGGAGAGAGGAGGGAAUCUGUAGAUCACUUAGAUGGAAAGAUGAAAAGAGCAAAGCCAUCCAAAAGAGAUGGCACAUCAACAAAAACACAAGAGGACAUCUUACCGUAUUGUAAGCCAACAUUCCCUAGUUCAAAUCCCCCUAGAGAUCCCAGCUCCUCCAGUUCGAUGUCUUCAAGGGGAUCUGGUGGAAGACGGAGAACAGAUCAGGCAGCAGGACGUAGGAAUGCAGCAGAAAUGCAGCUCUUAGGGACAUAUGAAAGAACCUUUGAUGAAGAUGAAAUUGAGGAAACGGAAAGUUGAAGGCAAAAGAUGGAGAUGAUGGAAAUGCUAUCAGAUAGUAAAUCCUUCAAGAUGCCUCAAGACGAAUGACGUUAUGCCAGAGAUGCUGUUCAGUGCAAUCAGAUUAUACAUGCUCUUUCAUUUUAUACCCAUGAUAAAGGCUGAACACAUUUUUGCUUCAUUUGUUUACACUCUCUUUGUAUAAGACCACCUUGACAUUUACCUCUACCCCAACAAGCAGCACUUACCCCUGGCAUCUUCUUACCGCUCAGCCAAAAUGGCUUUUAUCGUGUCCCAAGGGGUAUUGGCCAAGAAUGCUGCUUUAAAAAAAAAAACAGCCAGCAGAAGGUGCCAAGACUGGAAUCUAAAGCUUGUUGCCUAUCAAGCCGCUCACAUCCGUUGCCUAUGAAACCCUAUGAUGAAGUGGCGCAGAGCGUUGCUUCUGAACCACCAAAGCACCGACGUCCAACUGUAGUUUAAAACAACUGUUCAGACAAUGGAAAACCAUGCACAAAUGUCAAUCAUUUUCGCGACUCAGCAUUGGGGCGCAUCAAGUGAAAAUGCAUUUAACCAAGGAUGCUUUCAUUGUAGACUUGAAAUUACUGUUCAGCAGUAUUGACCUUCAUCCAUCUAGAUAUAAAAAAAAACUGUAUGGAGGUGAUUUCAUUGUAAAUAUGUACUUUUUUUUUUUCAUAUGUUCCUGUGGUACUUCCCCCCCCCCCCCAUGUCCAUCAUUAAAAGUAUCUUUGGUAUUACAUCCUAUUGAUUAUGUGGAAGUCAUGCCAGCAAAAUAACUGGUGGUCUUGGGAUACAUAAAAAUAAAAUCUUACAGAAAAAAAAUCAUUUAUUUUUCCAUUCAACAACAUUUGUAGGAAAAAAA
This is a messenger RNA of Bufo bufo (common toad), 6385 nucleotides long. It is a transcript of the gene ROBO1, whose product is annotated as roundabout guidance receptor 1. NCBI's taxonomy places the organism in Eukaryota, Metazoa, Chordata, Amphibia, Anura, Bufonidae. The record is from RefSeq and is a predicted model, not a curated record. The transcript has 30 exons. Gene Ontology annotation, molecular function: axon guidance receptor activity; protein binding. Gene Ontology annotation, cellular component: neuron projection. Gene Ontology annotation, biological process: Roundabout signaling pathway; axon midline choice point recognition; axon guidance. Bases 700 to 5526 code for a protein of 1608 amino acids.